Messenger RNA from Amphiprion ocellaris (clown anemonefish), 9750 nucleotides. RefSeq names its product myosin X, like 1 (gene myo10l1). Lineage: Eukaryota; Metazoa; Chordata; Actinopteri; Pomacentridae. Gene Ontology annotation, molecular function: cytoskeletal motor activity; ATP binding; protein binding. The transcript has 43 exons. The record is from RefSeq and is a predicted model, not a curated record. Bases 447 to 6704 code for a protein of 2085 amino acids. Gene Ontology annotation, biological process: signal transduction. Gene Ontology annotation, cellular component: myosin complex; cytoskeleton.
CGAGCUCAUUCUGGCCCUGGACUGGUCCUCGCACACACAUGCACACACACAUAUCCACACACAUAUAAACUAGUACCUUGAAACGAGGCAGAGUUGAAAACCCGGAGCGAUUCAAUUAGCGCUCCUCCGACGGAUCCCUGGCGUGGACAUUUUUAAAUUUUUCAUCACAGCCUCCUUUGGAUUUUUUUUUUCUCCCUUCAUGUGCGUCUCUUUGCGCAUCGAGCCCGGACGCUGCUGAGGUGUGUUUUGAGCGACUGAAGCCAUUCCGGAGAUGAAAUUGUAAACGCUCGUUGAAUGGGAAACACCAACAGAGAGACACCGCUGCCUUUCCCCCAUCUUGACAAACACGCUCACCCUUCCGUUGGUGAGAUUUGCGCACCGGAGACCGGAGCCGGUGUCUGCGCUCUGCCGGGCCGGGCGCGCGUCGUCUGGGAGGAGUAGGCAGGAUGGAGGCGUUUUUUGCAGAGGGGGCCCGGGUUUGGGUCAGAGAGAAGGAACAGCUGGUUCCAGCCACCGUCAACUCCUGUGGAGAUGGUACCCUCGUGGUUACGACUGACUAUGGAGAGGUGUUGUACCUGCAGCAGGCCGAGGUCACCAGGGAGCGAGUGUACGCUAUGCACCAGUCCAGCAUCGACGGGGUGGAGGACAUGUCAGCGCUGGCCGAGCUGCACGAAGCCGCCAUCAUGCACAACCUGUACCAGCGCUACCAGAAGGAUAACAUCUAUACCAACAUCGGCAGCAUUCUGGCAGCUGUGAACCCGUACAAGCAGAUCUCUGGCCUGUACGACCCAGAGAGGGUGGACUUGUACUCCAAACACCAUCUGGGCGAACUCCCUCCACACAUCUUUGCUGUGGCCAACGAAUGCUACCGCUGCAUCUGGAAACGCCACGACAGCCAGUGUGUCCUCAUCAGUGGUGAAUCGGGUGCAGGGAAGACGGAGAGCACCAAGCUGUUGUUGCAGUUUCUGUCGGUGAUGAGCCAGAAAUCAGUCGGGACGCCACCGUCGGAGAAAACUACACGUGUGGAGCAGGCCAUCGUGCAGAGCAGUCCGAUCAUGGAAGCGUUCGGUAACGCCAAGACAGUUUACAACAACAACUCCAGUCGCUUUGGGAAGUUCAUCCAGCUUCACUUCUCUGAGGGCGGCAACAUCCAAGGAGGCUGCGUCAUUGACUAUUUACUGGAAAAGAAUCGAGUAGUACGACAAAACCCUGGAGAGCGAAACUACCACAUCUUCUAUGCUCUGCUGGCAGGAGCGAGUAAAGAGCAUAAAAGCCUCUACUUCCUGGAGGAGACCGCUGAAUCUUUCCACUACCUCAGCCAAUCAGGAUGUCUGAAGGACAAGAGCCUGAAUGACAAGGAGCUGUUCAACAGUGUUAUGGAGGCGCUGAAGGUUUUAGAGUUUACAGAGGAGGAGAUCAGAGACAUGUUUAAGCUGCUCUCGGGAGUCUUACAGCUCGGCAACAUCGAGUUCAUGACUGCAGGAGGAGCCCAGAUCACCACCAAGCAGGUGGUCACUAAUGCCAGUGAGCUGUUGGGUCUGGAUGCCUUCCAGCUGUCUGAAGUCCUGACUCAGCGCUCCAUAAUCCUCAGAGGAGAGGAAAUCUGCUCCCCACUCACUAUCGAGCAGGCCGUAGAUUCUCGAGACUCUGUUGCCAUGGCGUUGUAUUCCCAGUGUUUCUCCUGGAUCAUCCUCAAGAUCAACCAGAAGAUCAAAGGGAAGGAAAACUUCAAAUCCAUCGGCAUCCUUGAUAUCUUCGGUUUUGAGAACUUUGAGGUGAAUCGAUUCGAGCAGUUUAACAUCAACUACGCCAACGAGAAGCUGCAGGAGUAUUUCAACAAGCAUAUCUUCUCCCUGGAGCAGCUGGAGUACAACAGGGAAGGUGUUCAGUGGGAUGCGAUCGACUGGAUGGACAACGCAGAGUGUCUCGACCUCAUAGAGAAGAAACUGGGCUUGUUGGCUCUGGUGAAUGAAGAGAGUCGAUUCCCUAAAGGAACAGACUUCACUCUGCUGGAGAAGCUGCACAGCCGACACUCUACGAACCCUUACUAUGUGAAGCCCAGACUUGCUGAUCAUCAGUUUGGUAUCAAACAUUACGCUGGAGAGGUUCUGUAUGAUGUUCGAGGAAUCUUGGAGAAGAACAGAGACACCUUCAGAGACGACAUCCUGAACAUGCUCAAAGACAGCAGGCUGGACUUCAUCUACGACUUGUUUGAGAAGGUCGGCAGCAGGAACAACGAGGAGAAGAUGGGAACAGCCAGACGUAAACCCACAGUGAGCUCCCAGUUCAGGGACUCGCUUCAUGCUCUCAUGGCCACUCUUAGUGUUUCCAAUCCUUUCUUCAUUCGCUGCAUUAAACCCAAUAUGGAAAAGAAUCCAAAUGUGUUCAGCCCAGAGGUUGUCCUUAACCAGCUGAGGUAUUCUGGGAUGUUGGAGACUGUAAAGAUCCGUCGUGCUGGAUUCCCCGUUCGUAGGACUUUCAAAGAUUUCUUCUCUCGAUAUAAGAUCAUUUCCAAAGAAAAAGUACCAACAGCAGGUGACGAUAAGAAGAGAAGCACAGACCUUCUAACUAAAUACGACAAGACCAAAAAAGAGUGGCAGUUAGGAAAGACUAAGGUGUUUAUGAAAGAGUCUCUGGAGCAUCGUAUAGAGAAAGACAGGGAUGAAGUCCGGCGCCAAGCUGCCAUGAUAAUCCGAGCCCACCUACUCACUUUCUCCGCCAAGAAGCACUUCAAACGCGUCCGUAUCAGCGUCGUCACCCUCCAGAAACACUUACGAAGGCACAUCCAGCACCAACGGUUCACAACGCAACGCAAGGCGGUGCUGGUGCUGCAGAAACACAGACGAGGUCAGGUGGCUCGGACUCGUGUCAGAAAACUCAAAGAGGAAAAGAAGAAAAAGGAGGAAGAACAGAGGAAGAAAGAAGAGGGAGAGAAGAAAGCGGCGGGUGAAGGAGGACAGGAGGAAGCAAAUGAAGGAGACGAGACGAAGGAGAAAUCACAAGAGGAUGAGGCUCGCCAAAUGGAGGAGAUCCUGCAGCUCGAGCGAGAGAUCGAGCGUCUGCAGAAGAAAAGAGAGGACGAAGUAUCGCAGCUCUGUGAAUCCUCUAAGCAGGAGCUGCAGCUGCGUCGGGAUGCUGAGCUCAAACGAAUGAAAAAGGAGGCGUCCCGUAAGGCCACAGAGCUCAUCGACCUCCUGAACUUUGGAGGUGUGGAUCCUUCUCUGGGGGCAGUUGGAGCAAAACCUGCAGCGGAGGCGAAAGCUGCGAAGGGGGCAACUACGGCCAGAGGAGCGUCUAAAGAGGAGGACGUGGAUGAAGGCUUCCACGCAGAGGAGGAGUGCAUCCCUCUGCCGGACUUCCCUCCUCCUGCUGAGACAGACGCUCCCCUGGAUCAGGACAUGUUUGCUCAACUCCCUCCUCCACCGCCUGCCUUUGCAGAGGGAACAGUACCUCCAGCACCACCUCCUCCGCCUCCCCUUCCAGCAGACGACAUGGUGGCUGCCGGUGGGAUUCCUCCUCCUCCUCCACUCCCGCCACCUGGAGACGGUGCUGCUGUACCUCCACCGCCUCCUCCUCCACCGCCUCCACUUCCCCCAGGAGACGGGGAGAAGAAGGACGGAGCCAAGACGGAGCCGGAGAGGAAGGUGAGCAUGGUGGAGAGUCUGGUGGACGGGGAGGAGCCCAUCUACAGCAUGCCGGCCGACACCGAGUCCGACUACGACCAGGAAGAGGAGGAGGGGUCCGUCACCGCCGGAGACGACAGCUCCGUGUCCGGUAGCAACCGUGGCAGCACCACGGUGCCGGAUGAGGAGCAUCCCAGGAAGUCGACCUGCACCAACGCCAGCAUUGAAUCCUACAGAGGCAGCUCUGACUCUUAUGCAGACAGUGAUGAUGAACAUGAUGGCAUGAUGGACACUGAUGAAGAGGUGACAAACGGCAGAGUGACUCUGCUUAAUGGAAACGGGCCGCCAUACUUCCACGGCUACCUCUACAUGAAGGCUGGUCUGAUGAUCCCCUGGAGGAGGCGCUGGUGUGUGUUAAAGGAUGAGACCUUCAUGUGGUUCCGAUCCAAACAAGAGUCUCUGAAGUCUGGCUGGCUCUACAAGAAGGGAGGAGGCCUGUCCACUCUGUCACGGAGGAACUGGAAGAUGCGCUGGUUUGUUCUGAGAGACAGCAAACUGAUGUACUACGACAACGACAGUGAGGAGAAGCUGAAGGGAACCAUCGACAUCCGAGCAGCCAAGGAGAUUGUGGACAAUCAUGAAAAGGAGAACGCUUUGAAUAUUGUGACAGAUGAGAGGACUUACCAGGUGUUUGCAGAGUCGCCAGAGGAUGCAAGUGGGUGGUUCAAUGUUCUCAGUAAGGUCCGGGUGUGCACUCCUGAGCAGCUGCUGGAGAUGUCCCAUGAACAGGCGAACCCAAAGAAUGCUGUGGGAACUCUGGAUGUCGGGUUGAUUGACUCGGUUUGUGCAUCAGACAACCCCGAUCGGCCCAACUCCUUCGUCAUCAUCACGGCCAACCGUGUGAUUCACUGCAACAGCGACACACCGGAGGAAAUGCACCACUGGAUCACUCUACUGCAGAAACCCAAAGGAGACGCCAGGAUAGACGGACAGGAGUUCCUUGUCAGAGGCUGGCUGCAAAAGGAGAUGAAGACGAACGCCAAGAGCACCUCCCUGAAGCUGAAGAAGCGUUGGUUUGUUUUGACCCACAACUCCCUGGAUUACUACAAGAGUUCAGAGAAAAACUCCUCCAAGAUGGGAACUCUGGUCCUCAACUCCCUCUGUUCUGUCAUUCAGCCGGAUGAACGGGUGCACAGGGAGACAGGCUACUGGAACAUCAUCGUGUAUGGGAGGAAACAUUCCUACCGCCUUUACACUAAGAUGCUGAAUGAGGCCAUGAGGUGGACGGCUGCUAUACAGGGAGUCAUAGACAGCAAGACCCCGAUAGAAACUCCAACUCUGCAGCUCAUCAGAGACAUCAAGGAGAACAGUGUGAACCAUGAAAUAGUGGAGCAGAUGUACAGGAGGAACCCCAUCCUCAGAUACACCCAGCAUCCUCUGCACUCCCCUCUUCUGCCGCUGCCUUAUGGAGAGGUCACCAGCUCAGUACAAAGGCAGCAGGGUUAUGCCAGCCUGCAGGAUGAGGCGGUGCGAGUUUUUAACUCACUGCAGGAGAUGGAGACGCUGGCAGACACUGUGCCCAUCAUUCAGGGCAUCCUGCAGACCUGCCAGGACCUGCGCCCUCUCAGGGAUGAGGUAUAUUGUCAGGCGAUCAAGCAGACCAAUCACGUGCCUCAGCCUAACAGCCCAGCCAAUCGAGCACACUGGCACCUGCUCACCUGCAUGAGCUGCACCUUCCUACCCAGCCGAGCCAUCCUCAGAUACCUCCGCUUCCACCUCAAGAGGGUACGUGAGCGUUACCCCGGCACAGAGAUCGAGCGCUACGCCAGUUUCAUCGGGGAGUCCCUGAAGAAGACCAAGACUCGUGAGUUUGUUCCCUCUCAGGAGGAGAUCGCCGCCCUGCUGGUGAGACAGGAGAUGAGCACCACCGUCUACUGUCAUGGAGGAGGCUCCUGCAAGAUCUCCAUCAACUCACACACCACAGCUGGAGAGGUUGUGGAGAAGCUGAUCAGAGGUCUGGCCAUGGAGGACAGCAAGAACUUGUUUUCUCUGUUCGAGCAUAAUGCCUUUACAGACCGAGCUCUGGAGAGCAGAGUGAUUGUGGCGGAUGUUCUGGCCAAGUUUGAGAGAUUGGCAGGCAGUGAAGAAGAGGAGGAGGAAGGAGAAUGGAAACUGUACUUCAAGCUCUACUGCUUCUUGGAUGUGGAGAGCAUGCCCAAAGAGGGAGUGGAGUUUGCUUUCAUGUUUGAACAGGCCCAUGAGUCUUUGAUAAGCGGUCACUUCCCAGCCUCAGAGGAGACUCUGCAGCAUCUCGCCGCUUUACGUCUCCAGUAUCUCCAUGGCGACGGGGCAGGUCGUGCAGGAUGGAGCCUGGGAAGCGUUUAUCCAAUCGGACGUCUUCGCAACCGCAUCCUGCACUCCACCAAGCCGGGCGUCGGCGCAGCGAGCGGGGCCGGAGGAGGAGGAGCCGGAGGUGCUGCAGAUGGAAAAGGCACAGCAGGAGGACCGGGUGGCGUCGGGACCGGAGCAGAGAAACGAAAGACCCCGAGCUUCCUGGACGGCACCCUCAGGAGAAGCUUCAAAACGGGGUCACUGAAGAAGCAGAAGGUGGAGGAGGAGCAGAUGCUGGAGAUGUGGGUGAAGGAGGAGACGUCCGCCACACGGACCAGCGUCCUGGAGAAAUGGACUCGUCUGCAGGGGAUGCCGCAGCACCAGGCCAUGCUUAAAUACAUGAGCAUCAUUAAGGAGUGGCCUGGAUAUGGAUCCACUCUUUUUGAUGUGGAGUGUAAAGAGGGCGGUUUCCCUCAUGAUCUGUGGCUCGGUGUGAGUGCUGACAACGUGUCUGUGUAUAAACGAGGUGAACCCAAACCUCUGGAGACUUUCCAGUACGAACACAUCACCUUCUUUGGAGCUUCGCAGCCCUGCACCUAUAAGAUCAUCGUGGAUGAGAGGGAGAUGUUCUUCGAGACUCCACUGGUUGGAGAGAUCACCAAGAUCAUGAGGGCCUACAUUAACAUGAUGGUGAAGAAACGCUGCAGCAUCAUGUCCGUGACCAGCGUCGCCAGUUCCUGGGUCAGGUGAUCGCCACCAGCCAAUCACAGCGCCUCGGUUCAUCCUUCCAGCGGCAAACAGACGCCUCAGCCCCCCCUGCAUCGGUUGGUUGGUUUUGAUGACGGCAGUCGCACCAAGCAGCCAAAUUUUCAAGGUUGAAUCAAGAGAUGUGGAUGAGCGUCAGUAAGCAAAACGGGGAACAGUGGACACAGAAGCCAAACGCACACUCUGCUGGCCUGGGUUUCACUUGGGAUAUUUAACAACGAGCAUGACAAAGAAAUAUUUUGGGGCUGUUCCGACAAAUACAUGACCCCCUCAGCUGUAGUCCUGCAUGUAGAUGUUCAAGCACACUCCAAACUUCUCUCCGAUUUUUCCUUUUCGGACAAACUAAAUUCAAGCACAACGCAGCCGCCCAGCCAGUCCCAGGUGGCUCCUCCACCCCCAAGUGCACUGCCAGACAGAAGAAAGCCACACUUUCUCACUUCAGUUUCUUUCUCUCUAUCUCACUCCUCCUCCAAUUUCAGUCUCUCUCUUUCUCUUCAUGUAUCCUCACUCCUGUUGCAUCAUUGUUUGCUAUUGCAAUUAAGUUUUAAUGCUGAAUUCUUGUUCUUGCUUGCUUUUCCCUCUCUCUGUCUUUUAUCUGUAACAUCAGCUAGAAUCACAUCUGAGAAAAAGGACUCGAUGGUGAUUCUUCUUCUUCGGGGCCCACAAAAACCCCACAUAGCCGCUCACUCGUCGGUGCCACUGUGUGGCCGCAAGAAGAAAACGCAGCCAAAGGAUUCUUCAGGAUGGCUUUAAAUAUUCCUGAACAAUAUCCUAUAGAUAAUCUCGAGGAGAAAAGAGUAGAGGGUUUACUUUGGAGGCUCUUUGGUCAGUUUGACACACAGAGUCUGUGCAUGGCUAAAAGUCUCUCUUGGCUCUACAAGGAUAAUCCACAAUAGUAUCCGACUAACAUUUCCCUAUUUAUGUCUAGAUAUAACACAUAAAUCUGUAUAUUCACAUAACUGAACAAACAUGUAUCAUUUUGUACUGUAUAUCACACAUUAUAAUAAGAGUUAUUAAUGAAAUUUUUGGUGGCCACUGCACUGUACAGUAUAAUAUAGAUGCCAUACUCAAUGCAAUGUGACACCUGUCAUGUAAAAUACAUGCAAGUGAGCGGUGUUAAAUAAUGACCACUGUAUGUCUGAAUAUGAUGCCAAUACUGUACAUCAUUCACUGGCUGUGCCAUUAAUGUGACUCACGGAAAAGUUAGAAACACAGACCAUAAUGAGACGUGGCUGCUAUCGUGGUCAUUGUUUUCACAGCGUUUUGAGGAAUUUCUCAUUGUUGUUAUUUGCUGCACUCACCCUGCAGCAUUAAUUGGAGCCAUAACAUAAUGUAAAUCCUGGUCUGCUCAAGCUAAUCUCACGUUUUUUUUUCUUUACCGAGGAGAUCAGGAGAUUUAAAUGAAAACGCAUACACGCUCCAGUUUGUCUUUGUCUCCAGCCUGUUUAUGAAAAUGUGACUUUUAUUAUUACUGAUAUUCUUAAUGUAUGCCCCCAGCUAUCUUAACCACCCUGAAGUGCUGUGUCUGGAUUGCUGCUGUGUGUGUGUUGCGUGUGUGAGUGUAUUAAUGGUGUAAUGCAAACUGUUGGAAAAGAAAAGGGAAAUGAGAAAAGAGAAGUGAUUUUACUGAGUGUAUUCCUUGGAAAUAAGCUGUAUUUACAUGACUAACCUUUGCAAAGAAUGGUGUUGUAAUUGUGAGUUAACGGCAAAAAGCAUGGGAUUUCAGGGGAGGGUUAUUUAUUUAUUAUUGUACUGUAUGUAUUGCAAGGUCUGUUUUGGAAAGUUGAAAAUAUACCGGACUUUCUUUUUUAGUCUCAGUGUAAGAGGAGCAGAUUAGACACUGUGAGGAUGUGGGUUUGGACUAUUUAAUUGUGCACUUGGAAUGCUGGAAGUCAUCACUGCUUUGUGUGUGUGUGUUUGUUUAUGGACUGAAAGUGUCACCGGACUGCAGUUAGGCAGCAGCAUCCCUCACGUAUAAAACCUCCAGAGACAAAAACACUGGAAACACAGUGUUUACCUCUGGACUAAUGAGGUAACACGGAAAAUUACAGUCCAAAAUCAAAACACAUUCCAGUGAAUUGUCUAAUUAAACUACUUUAUGUGGCAAUAAGAGGUUUAGUAUUUGCCCCAAACAAAAUUAUGCUGCUUUUUACACCAGAUAUUUAAGUGAAGUUCUUAAGGUGAAAUAGUCUGUUGUUUAUCUGGAGCACCACAUACAGAACAGGGCGGCAGCCAUGAUUUUAGAAACACUGAGGUUGUAAAUCCAAGAUACAAAAAGAAAUGUUGAUCAAACAGACACACAAAAAAAUUUUCACACUGUUUUAUUCAUAAAAUACCAGGUCUUUUAUUCAAAUUCAAAUAAAACAACUCCCAAAUUCACCUAAAUGUAUAAUUAUAAAUGUAGAAUGUAAACCAGCUUUGCUAAAGUACCCCAAGUUUCUUUAAAAAAAAAAAAAAAAAAUGACCUCAGUGUUUUUUAUUGUCGCUUCGGCCUUGACUGCAUACACACAACCCACUGGGAUCCUGCCUAUAGACGUAGAAUAAACAGAACUCACUCAGAGGUUCCAGUUUCGCUUUUGGUUUGGGCUAAAAUAAGUGCAAAACUGGAAAAAAUAAAGUCAAGUUUAUAAGCCAUAAAUAAGAGGGAACCUGGAGUGGUCUGUUCUAGUUAUUCUACUUCUAUGGUUCUGUCUGUCACUGAUAUUACACUGAGUAAGAAGAACUUGCCCUGUAGUUGCUGAGAUGUGAUCAGUAUGUUUGCUAAAGGGAGCAGACAAAUGAGAUUUUAAACUACCUGAUCACAAAUCUGUCAUCGAGGGCAACUUCAUCAUGAAGGGUCCUGUUAUCAGCCGCAGGCGGCCAGAGUGGGGCCCAUUCUUAUCUUAUGUUAUGCUCAUUAUCAUCAUUAAAUAGUAAAUCAUUGUGCUUGUUGGAAAAAAAAGAGAAAGAGAGAGAUAUGUGUGUUGUUCUUUUUUAUUUGUAACUGGCUUUACAAAGUUAUGCUUUAAUAAAUUAUUGAAAUUGUCCUCUA